AUGGGAACAGCUACUGAGAGGUUACGCGCAGGUUGUCACGGUGAGUCUGACAAAAUAUUUUGUAAUUUUGUUAUAAUUUUUGUCGUAUCUGGUGAGCAGGCAGCAGCGGUGGUCGCAGUAGUAGACUCUUCGGUCUCCUGA
Acanthoscelides obtectus is the source of this 141-nucleotide messenger RNA. The record is from the annotation of a GenBank genome assembly. Lineage: Eukaryota; Metazoa; Arthropoda; Insecta; Coleoptera; Chrysomelidae.